AUGGGAAUUCCCAGAUUGAUCCAAACCCUACAGCCCUUUGCCGAAAGAGCCAUCAUAGGCAACAACAAUCCAGAAACCCAGCUAACCAGCAACGACACCACUUCAAUACACCCUAGAGUGAGGUUGGUAGUCAUAGACGGCCCUUCUCUAGUCUAUCAUGUUUAUCAUCGUCUCCUUUCACUCAAAGCCGGUCAACAAGAAAAAGAAAAUGCAAAACCAGACAACACACCUCGACAUAUUGAACUGUCUACUAGACAUCCACUCCUAUUCCAGCCUAGCUAUUCAGAAAUAAUCCAGUCAGUCCUAGCUUUCAUAAACCAUCUCACUGAUCAACAUGGCAUCGAGGUCCAAAAGAUCUACUUCGAUGGUGCUCUUCCAGCCUCCAAGAGUGACGUUAGGCUAGCAAGGCUGGAAGAUGGCAGAAAGAAGUUACAAGAGUUCAGGCAACUUCAAUCCCAUUUAGGUUCCCAGAGUCGUUUUGUACACCGUCCAAUUGAAACCACUUCUUCCAUUUUCUCAAGCAUCUCCAAAAAUGACACCCAGACUGUGAAGAGGAGUUCAGAUGGGGUCCAGCAGCAGUUGAAUCCGGAAGCCCUCUUCCACUAUGCAAGUCCUUUACCGCCGAGUUUCAAAGCGAUGCCAACACCGCCGUUUAUGGUUGCAGCUGUGAUUGAUCAUCUUCGAUCUCAGCUGGACUUACAACCAGCAACAAGUUUCUCAUCUAACCCACAACCCUUACCGUCGCGCUCAGCCCUCAUACAACUCGUACCAGCCGAGGCAGACGCCUAUUGUGCUGCUUAUGCCAGAAAGAAGGGGGCAGCGAUCUUGACAUCGGACUCUGACCUGCUAGCCUACGACUUGGGCAGGGAGGGCUCCGUAAUCCUCUUAGACUCGAUACGGCUUUCCACGCUGUCUGAAGAAGAAAAUGCUAAGCAGGUAUUGCUCGGCACUAGAUACCAUGGCCCUUCUCUCACCUCAGCCCUUGGCAUAUCCUGUACUCUACAGCGCUUCUGCUUUCGUCGACUCCUCGACCCGACCAUCAGCACGUCCGAGCUCAAAUCACGGUGUCGUAAACCUUUGAAUUCGCGAUUAGGAGCAGGCAUGGAAGAAAAGUGGAGACGAUUCAUACAGCAGUAUUCCACGGAUGACGUUGAUUGUCAGCAGGAGGAAGAAGCAUAUGAUCUUGCAAGGUACAGUCACAAAAUCCCACCGACCCAAUUACAAGGCCUUGAUCCAAGGAUAGCCGAGCUAGUCACACAACUGCAGCAUCCGAGGCCGUGCUCCAGUGUCUCGGGCACAGAAGACAAGGGACCUAAUAAUGAGGAAACGACCGGAGACGAAGACGGAGAAUAUGACGUCCACAUGUACCUCCCUCUCCUUAUUGAAGACACAUCCCGAGACUCCGCCUGGAGUUAUGGAAGUUCUGUACGGCAUCUGGCAUACACAAUCCUUCUAUAUCAUACGCCUAUCCUUCCUCCUUACAUUGCAGCUGCAAAGCGACGACGUGCAAGAAGAAUCAAAGAGUAUCAACGGCGAGGCUCCAGAAUCGUAGGUCUACCCCUCGAUCCAGACUUAAACGCUGCUUCCAACGAAAUAGAGCCUCAGGUCGAAAAACUACUCCAAUCCAUCCGCUCGCAUGAACAACAUUUCGCCUCCCAAUCCGAAACCACCAUUGAAACCACGCUUAUAGCUUCGCCGUCUCGUUUCUGGAAAUCCUUUGCCCUCCACCUCGUAUCCGAGCAACGCCUUCUCAGCGCCAAACCACCACCCAACAACAACUGGGCAGAGAGUUAUCUCACACCUCAGCAUAUGCCCUAUCUCCCUUCCUCAUGGGACGAUGUGCACAACCAAGCAAGCGUGGAGGCGGUACUCUACAACCUCAGAAUUCUGAAGCAGAUUGCGAGUUUUGCUAUCAGGUAUGACAGUUCGAGAACCAACGAAGACGAAAGCAGGGAUAAAAAUGGAGUGACGGAGCGGGUGAGAGCGCUGAUCGAUGUCUUGGCAAGUCUGCCGCCAAUCGAGCAGCUCAUGGACCCCGAGCAGGUGGCCAUGGCCCCGCCGAAGCCAGAGGGGCAGGCGAGAGCAACACACCAGCGACCAAGACAUGAUGGACGCAAGGAUGCAGCCGCAAGGGAAUGGCACAGCCAACCACGCGCAGUCCCCAUGCAGAGUUUUAAGUGA
Molecule: messenger RNA, 2181 nt
Organism: Endocarpon pusillum Z07020
Lineage: Eukaryota; Fungi; Ascomycota; Eurotiomycetes; Verrucariales; Verrucariaceae
Exons: 1
Coding region: 1-2181 (726 amino acids)
Source: RefSeq, a predicted model, not a curated record